AUGAGUAGUAAGAUCAUAUUCUACGAGGACAAAAACUUCCAGGGCCGCCACUAUGAGUGCAGUACCGACUGCCCUGACAUGCACCCCCACUUCAGCCGCUGUAACUCCAUCAAGGUGGAGAGUGGCUGCUGGGUGCUCUACGAGAAGCCAAACUACAUGGGCUACCAGUACGUCCUGACUCGAGGAGAGUACCCAGACUACCAGUGGUGGAUGGGCUACAACGACACCAUCCGCUCCUGCCGGACCUUCUCCUAUACCAGCGGGGGUCCGUACCGCCUUCGUAUCUAUGAACGCCCAAACUUCCAGGGUCAGAUGAUGGAGUUCAGCGACGACUGUGAGUCGGUGCAGGAACAGUUCCACAGUCCUGAGAUCUACUCUUGUAACGUGAUGGAGGGUUACUGGACGUUCUACGAGCAGCCAAAGUACCGCGGUCGGCAGUUCUUCAUGAAGCCUGGAGAAUACCCGCAGUACAGUGACUGGGGGGCCAACAGUCCCAGCACCGGAUCCUUCCGCAGGAUCACUGAUUUUUAA
Molecule: messenger RNA, 531 nt
Organism: Cheilinus undulatus (humphead wrasse)
Lineage: Eukaryota; Metazoa; Chordata; Actinopteri; Labriformes; Labridae
Product: gamma-crystallin M2-like
Exons: 3
Coding region: 1-531 (176 amino acids)
Biological process (GO): lens development in camera-type eye; visual perception
Molecular function (GO): structural constituent of eye lens
Source: RefSeq, a predicted model, not a curated record